GAAAAAAAACUGAAAGGAAGCUGCACUUUUAGAGCGAGAAAAACUGGAGACUUUUAGAGAGAGAAAGAGAUCAAUUCGUCGUUGAUGAUCCAUGUCGAAGAUGAAGCAUCUUCUCCGGAAGCUCCACAUCGGCGGCGGAGGGGGUGGUGGCGGAGGAUUUGUCGACCAUCACAGGUUGGAUGAGUCGACUCGGUCGGUGAUCGCUCCGAGUCCGAUUCCAAGCCCUAGCCCUAGCCCCGCGUCGAGUUCGUCGGUUUCUUCCUCCGGAUUCGAUUCUGGUUCGUCGGCAAUACGGAGAGUGGCGGGGGGGGGGCUGGCGGGUCGUGAUCUGACGGCCGUGGACGGUGUGGAUUUCAAUAUGAUGGAGGAGGAGUUCCAGGUCCAGUUAGCUAUGGCGAUCAGUGCGUCUGAUCCUGAUUCGCGGGAAAAUGCGGACACAGCGCAGAUCGAUGCUGCCAAGCGAAUUAGUCUCGGGGUUCCGGCUCCGGCCACCGACGCGGAUUCCGUCGUUGACUUUCUGUCGCUUCGCUAUUGGGGGCAUAAGGUUAUUAAUUAUGACGAGAAAGUCAAGGAUGGAUUUUAUGAUGUCUAUGGGAUUACCUCGAAUUCUCUUUCACUAGGAAAGAUGCCACUGCUGGUGGAUCUUCAAGCGAUAUCUAUUUCAGAUAAUGAUAAUAUUGAUUAUGAGGUCAUUUUGGUGAAUCGAUUGGUGGAUCCUGAAUUGUGCGAGCUUGAGAAAAGGGCUAAUGCCGUGUCUUUGGAAUGCGUAGCUUUUGCGCGUGGUCUGGUUUCGAGUGAUUUGAUCCAACGCAUCGCAGGUAUAGUUGUAGAGAAAAUGGGUGGUCCGGUUGAGAAUGCUGAUGAAAUGGUGAGAAGGUGGACAGUUAGGAGCUAUGAACUAAGGAGUUCUUUGAACACCAUUAUUCUUCCGCUUGGGCGCCUUGAUGUUGGUCUUGCACGUCACAGAGCUUUGCUUUUCAAGGUGCUUGCUGAUAGGAUUAACCUCCCAUGCAUGCUGGUAAAGGGCAGCUAUUAUACGGGAACUGAUGACGGGGCUGUGAACUUGAUUAAGCUAGAUGAUGAAAGUGAAUACAUUAUUGAUUUAAUGGGUGCUCCGGGUGCUUUAAUUCCCACCGAGGUUCCCAGCAGUUAUCUUCCAAUUUCUUACCCAGAUUCAAGAGUGUUUUCUGAUCCUCUGGACGUACGGGGAAGUUCAUGUGCAGUUCUUGACAACAAAAUUAGAACUGCGGUAAUUUCAGUUCCUGAAGUAAAAGAUCCUGGGUGUGAUAUAGACACAGACUUUUACUCUGGAUACCAUAAAGACAGCAAUGAAAAAUUUGCUGUCGAGAAACAUCAAACUGAGAGGUUUGAGCAUGACUUCGGAAAGCUAAUGCAAACACAACAGAUGUCUGGUGAAUAUAUGCCAGUAGCUUCCGCAAAACCAACAUGUGCACAAAAAGUUAAAGUUAAGAAUGUCUCAAAGUAUGUCAUUAGCGCCGCAAAGAACCCUGAAUUUGCUCAGAAAUUACAUGCUGUCUUGUUAGAGAGUGGUGCAUCGCCUCCCCCAGAUUUGUUUAUGGAUAUCAACCCCCAAAAUCUGAGGGAACAGAAGGAACAGAAUGAGCAUCAAGAAGUCCGUCAAGAAAGUAGCAAUUGUUGGGUUUAUGGUGAAAAGAUAGAGGAGCUGGUAGUUGAACAACUAAGAGAAUCUGAAGCAAAUCCAAUGGUGCUGCGAAAUUCGGCUCUUUGUACCUCAGCUGAGUCCUACCAACCGGUGGAGGUUGAUUUCUCAACAAACAGAAACUUCGAUGUCAAUAAUUUUGGUGAAGUAUCUGCCAUCGGAGCAAUGGAGACUGAUAUUGCUUCUGGAGGGACUGUUAUUUGCAACAGUCGUGAUCAAGGAGUUAAUCCAUUGCUUGGUGAGGCUGCAAAAUGGGAAAUUCUGUGGGAAGAUCUUCAGAUCGGCGAGCGCAUUGGCAUUGGUUCAUAUGGCGAGGUUUACUGUGCCGAGUGGAAUGGAACUGAAGUUGCUGUGAAGAAGUUUCUGGACCAAGAUUUCUCUGGUGAUGCAUUGACACAGUUUAAAUCUGAGGUUGAAAUAAUGUUGAGGUUAAGGCAUCCAAAUGUUGUUCUUUUCAUGGGAGCAGUUACCCGUCCGCCGCAUUUCUCCAUUCUGACAGAGUUUCUACCCAGGGGCAGUUUGUAUAGAUUACUCCAUCGGCCCAAAACUCAACUUGAUGAGAAGAGGCGGAUGCAGAUGGCUCUUGAUGUGGCAAAGGGGAUGAAUUACUUGCACACAAGCCAUCCGACCAUUGUACAUAGAGAUUUGAAAUCUCCAAACCUUCUUGUCGAUAAAAAUUGGGUUGUGAAGGUUUGCGAUUUUGGAUUGUCACGCAUGAAGCACCAUACUUUCUUGUCUUCAAAAUCGACAGCAGGAACGCCCGAGUGGAUGGCUCCAGAAGUCUUGAGAAAUGAACCGGCAAACGAGAAAUGUGAUGUGUACAGUUUUGGUGUUAUAUUGUGGGAGCUAGCCACUACACGUAUCCCGUGGAAAGGUCUGAACCCGAUGCAGGUUGUUGGAGCUGUCGGGUUUCAAAAUCGACGGCUUGAAAUCCCAGAAGACAUUGAUCCAACUGUUGCAAAGAUUAUCCGUGAAUGUUGGCAAACGGAGCCGCAUUUACGUCCUUCUUUUACACAACUAAUGCACCGUCUGAAGCGGCUUCAGCGUCUAACCAUUGAAACCAGGUCGAACUCUGGAGAAAACGUCGGAAGUUCGAUAUAACACUUUGUCACCGGAGUUUCUCAUUCCCGGUCUGGUUCAAAGAGCUGAUGAUUGGGGGGAUCAACUCCGGGAAGGUAAAAAGAAAAAAACCCUGAAACCGAAACACCAUUUUUCGUCCUUUUUUUGUACGGUAAGAUCAGUCAGAGAAAAAAAAAAUUACAUGGUAGGGGGGAUGGGGAUGAAAGCUGUUGAGUUCAUUCGAAGUGGGAACUCAACAAGAACAGAAAAAAAAAAGGCCCCUAUAAAAGCCCUUUGUAACUAUCGCUACUACUAUAUAUUAUUGUUGCUACUUAUAACUAGUACAUUAGAACAAACAAAAAAAAA
Molecule: messenger RNA, 3106 nt
Organism: Tarenaya hassleriana
Lineage: Eukaryota; Viridiplantae; Streptophyta; Magnoliopsida; Brassicales; Cleomaceae
Product: serine/threonine-protein kinase EDR1
Exons: 14
Coding region: 92-2782 (896 amino acids)
Biological process (GO): protein phosphorylation
Molecular function (GO): protein kinase activity; ATP binding
Source: RefSeq, a predicted model, not a curated record